Messenger RNA from Macaca mulatta (Rhesus monkey), 4328 nucleotides. It is a transcript of the gene VARS1, whose product is annotated as valyl-tRNA synthetase 1. Gene Ontology annotation, cellular component: cytosol. Gene Ontology annotation, molecular function: valine-tRNA ligase activity; ATP binding; aminoacyl-tRNA deacylase activity. Gene Ontology annotation, biological process: valyl-tRNA aminoacylation. Lineage: Eukaryota; Metazoa; Chordata; Mammalia; Primates; Cercopithecidae. The record is from RefSeq and is a predicted model, not a curated record.
CAAGGUGCCCGUGGCGGCGCCUGACGGGAGCGCGGUGCCCGGGGGCGUCCUCUCGUCCUGCGUCCGCGCCCAGCGCCCCGCGCCCUGCGCUGUUCCUCGUGAGAGCGGCUGGCGGCUGGCGGCGGGCGGCGGGCGGCGCGGCCCCCGGGGCAGUGUCGGACACGGUGGUGCGCGUACACGCAGGCGGGGCCAGGCCGCCCCCGCCAGGACCCGCAGGCCCGGAAACUCUCCCUGUCACAAAGGGGGGAACACGUGGGCGCCGGCUGCCGGGGCGGCGAUCUCAGGGAACUAGGGUCACCUGGAGAGCCGCCCACCAUCUCUGCCCGCUCGACUCCUCCGCCCCGGCCGCCCGGCCGGUCCAGCCGCGGCCGGCGCCUGGCUGUGAGGUGGAUUCCCGGUCCAGUCUUACCAUCUCCCUCCAGUUUUUCUACUUCGUUCGGACCCUCUCAUAACUAUGUCCAUCCUCUACGUCUCCCCUCACCCAGAUGCCUUCCCCAGCCUCCGAGCCCUCAUAGCCGCUCGCUAUGGGGAGGCUGGGGAGGGUCCCGGAUGGGGAGGAGCCCACCCCCGCAUCUGUCUCCAGCCGCCCCCGACUAGCAGGACUCCCUUUCCCCCACCCCGCCUGCCGGCCCUGGAGCAGGGGCCCGGUGGACUCUGGGUGUGGGGGGCCACGGCUGUGUCCCAGUUGCUGUGGCCUGCAGGCCUGGGAGGCCCAGGGGGCAGCCGGGCUGCUGUCCUCGUCCAACAGUGGGUCAGUUACGCCGACACGGAGUUAAUACCAGCUGCCUGUGGAGCAACGCUGCCGGCCCUGGGCCUCCGAAGCUCGGCCCAGGACCCCCAGGCUGUGCUGGGGGCCCUGGGCAGGGCCUUGAGCCCCUUGGAGGAGUGGCUUCGGCUGCACACCUACUUGGCCGGGGAGGCCCCUACUCUGGCUGACCUGGCGGCUGUCACAGCCUUGCUGCUGCCUUUCCGAUACGUCCUAGACCCACCUGCCCGCCGGAUCUGGAAUAAUGUGACUCGCUGGUUUGUCACGUGUGUCCGGCAGCCAGAAUUCCGAGCGGUGCUGGGAGAAGUAGUUCUAUACUCAGGGGCCAGGCCUCUCUCUCAUCAGCCAGGCCCCGAGACUCCUGCCCUCCCAAAGACAGCUGCUCAGCUCAAGAAAGAGGCAAAGAAACGGGAGAAGCUAGAGAAAUUCCAACAGAAGCAGAAGAUCCAACAGCAGCAGCCACCUGCAGGGGAGCAGAAGAAACCAAAACCAGAGAAGAGGGAGAAACGGGAUCCUGGGGUCAUUACCUAUGACCUCCCAACCCCACCCGGGGAAAAGAAAGAUGUCAGUGGCCCCAUGCCCGACUCCUACAGCCCUCGGUAUGUGGAGGCUGCCUGGUACCCUUGGUGGGAGCAGCAGGGCUUCUUCAAGCCAGAGUAUGGGCGUCCUAAUGUGUCAGCAGCAAAUCCCCGAGGUGUCUUCAUGAUGUGCAUCCCACCCCCCAACGUGACAGGCUCCCUGCACCUGGGCCAUGCGCUCACCAACGCCAUCCAGGACUCCCUGACUCGAUGGCACCGUAUGCGUGGGGAGACCACCCUGUGGAACCCUGGCUGUGACCAUGCAGGUAUUGCCACCCAGGUGGUGGUGGAGAAGAAGCUAUGGCGUGAGCAGGGGCUGAGCCGGCACCAGCUGGGCCGCGAGGCCUUUCUACAGGAGGUCUGGAAGUGGAAGGAGGAGAAAGGUGACCGGAUUUACCACCAGUUGAAGAAGCUCGGCAGCUCCUUGGACUGGGAUCGAGCCUGUUUCACCAUGGACCCUAAACUCUCAGCAGCUGUGACAGAGGCCUUUGUCCGGCUUCACGAGGAAGGUGUCAUCUAUCGCAGUACCCGCCUUGUUAACUGGUCCUGCACCCUCAACUCCGCCAUCUCUGACAUUGAGGUGGAUAAGAAGGAGCUGACAGGUCGCACCCUGCUCUCCGUGCCUGGCUACAAGGAGAAGGUGGAGUUCGGGGUCCUCGUGUCCUUUGCCUAUAAGGUCCAAGGCUCAGACAGCGACGAGGAGGUGGUGGUGGCAACAACUCGGAUCGAGACAAUGCUGGGAGAUGUGGCUGUAGCUGUGCACCCCAAAGAUACCAGAUACCAGCACCUGAAGGGGAAGAACGUGAUCCACCCAUUCCUGUCUCGGAGCCUUCCCAUUGUCUUCGAUGAAUUUGUGGACAUGGAUUUUGGCACAGGUGCUGUGAAGAUCACCCCCGCACAUGACCAAAACGACUAUGAAGUUGGGCAGCGGCACGGGCUGGAGGCCAUCAGCAUCAUGGACUCCCGGGGGGCCCUCAUCAACGUGCCUCCGCCUUUCCUGGGCCUGCCUAGGUUUGAGGCCAGGAAAGCGGUGCUGGUGGCGCUGAAGGAGCGGGGACUGUUCCGUGGCGUUGAGGACAACCCCAUGGUGGUGCCACUUUGCAACCGGUCGAAGGACGUGGUAGAGCCUCUGCUGCGGCCGCAGUGGUACGUUCGCUGCGGGGAGAUGGCCCAGGCUGCCAGCGCCGCUGUGACUCGGGGCGACCUCCGCAUCCUGCCUGAGGCCCAUCAGCGCACAUGGCAUGCCUGGAUGGACAACAUCCGGGAGUGGUGCAUUUCCAGGCAGCUGUGGUGGGGCCAUCGCAUCCCAGCCUACUUUGUCACUGUCAGUGACCCAGCGGUGCCCCCUGGGGAGGACCCUGACGGGCGGUACUGGGUGAGUGGACGCAACGAGGCGGAGGCCCGGGAGAAGGCAGCCAAGGAGUUCGGAGUGUCCCCUGACAAGAUCAGUCUCCAGCAAGAUGAGGAUGUAUUGGAUACCUGGUUCUCCUCCGGCCUCUUCCCCUUAUCCAUUUUUGGCUGGCCCAACCAGUCAGAAGACCUGAGUGUGUUCUACCCUGGGACACUGCUGGAGACUGGUCACGACAUCCUCUUCUUCUGGGUGGCCCGGAUGGUCAUGCUGGGCCUGAAGCUCACGGGCAGGCUGCCCUUUAGAGAGGUCUACCUCCAUGCCAUCGUGCGAGAUGCUCACGGCCGGAAGAUGAGCAAGUCUCUAGGCAAUGUCAUCGAUCCCCUGGACGUCAUCUAUGGAGUCUCCCUGCAGGGCCUCCACGACCAGCUACUGAACAGCAACCUGGAUCCCAGCGAGGUGGAGAAGGCCAAAGAAGGGCAGAAAGCUGACUUCCCAGCGGGGAUUCCCGAGUGUGGCACCGAUGCUCUCCGGUUUGGAUUAUGUGCCUACACGUCCCAGGGUCGUGACAUCAACCUGGAUGUGAACCGGAUACUGGGUUACCGCCACUUCUGCAACAAGCUCUGGAAUGCCACCAAGUUUGCCCUUCGUGGCCUUGGGAAGGGUUUUGUGCCCUCACCCACCUCCCAGCCCGGAGGCCAUGAAAGCCUGGUGGACCGCUGGAUCCGCAGCCGCCUGACAGAGGCUGUGAGGCUCAGCAAUCAAGGCUUCCAGGCCUACGACUUCCCGGCCGCCACCACUGCCCAGUACAGCUUCUGGCUCUAUGAGCUCUGUGAUGUCUACUUGGAGUGCCUAAAACCUGUACUGAAUGGGGUAGACCAGGUGGCAGCCGAGUGUGCCCGCCAGACCCUGUACACCUGCCUGGACGUUGGCCUGCGGCUGCUCUCGCCCUUCAUGCCCUUCGUGACGGAGGAGCUGUUCCAGAGGCUGCCCCGGAGGAUGCCGCAAGCUCCCCCUAGCCUCUGUGUCACCCCCUACCCAGAGCCCUCAGAGUGCUCCUGGAAGGACCCUGAGGCAGAAGCUGCCCUCGAGCUGGCGCUAAGCAUCACGCGAGCUGUGCGCUCCCUGCGGGCGGACUACAACCUCACCCGGAUCCGGCCUGACUGCUUCCUGGAAGUGGCGGAUGAGGCCACGGGCGCCCUGGCAUCGGCUGUGUCGGGCUACGUGCAGGCGCUGUCCAGCGCAGGUGUGGUGGCUGUUCUGGCCCUGGGGGCUCCCGCCCCGCAGGGUUGCGCUGUGGCUCUGGCCUCUGAUCGCUGCUCCAUCCACCUGCAGCUGCAGGGGCUGGUGGACCCUGUGCGGGAGCUGGGCAAGCUGCAAGCCAAGCGAGUUGAGGCACAGCGGCAGGCCCAGCGUCUGCGGGAACGCCGUGCCGCCUCAGGCUACCCUGUCAAAGUGCCCCUCGAAGUCCAGGAGGCAGAUGAAGCCAAGCUCCAACAGACGGAAGCAGAGCUCAGGAAGGUGGAUGAGGCCAUCGCCCUAUUCCAGAAGAUGCUGUGAUCCACCACCUAGCUUCCCCGCUCACCCCCAGCAGCUCACCAUGGGGAUGGCAGCAAUAAAAUAUUUUCCCACAAAA